Ceratina calcarata is the source of this 5420-nucleotide messenger RNA. RefSeq lists its product as uncharacterized. The record is from RefSeq and is a predicted model, not a curated record. The transcript has 21 exons. Gene Ontology annotation, biological process: microtubule cytoskeleton organization. Bases 1 to 3861 code for a protein of 1286 amino acids. Gene Ontology annotation, cellular component: cytoplasmic microtubule; cilium. Gene Ontology annotation, molecular function: microtubule binding. Lineage: Eukaryota; Metazoa; Arthropoda; Insecta; Hymenoptera; Apidae.
AUGGUACGAAUUUUGGUAAGAAUACAUUCGGACGGAUUCAAACUUGCUUUACAGAUGAAACUCCAUCGAAAAACGAAAGACAUAGCUGCUCAGAAGAUGACCGAUGUUGAAGUGACAUCGUCGGAUGCCCAAACUGGUGAAUACUUUCCCGCUAUCAGUGCCGAUGCCCCUUACAGAAGAAGAUUACGUUCGCUGUCACCAUCGCAAUUGUAUCAUCACCAACAGUUUGCUAAGUCUAGCACCACCGAGGGUGAUUGGCGUGCUCGUGUCAGGGGUUUAGAGAGGGUGGCAUCUGCUCUGCGAACGUCUUCCGCCCUGAUCGCGAUAGAGCCACGAUUAGGAUCUCUCUUGCAUGCGGUACUCGGCUGUGAAAGGAGCUGUCGUGUUGCGGCUGCAGGUUUGGCUGUAGCGAAGGUAGUGGUCGAUGGGGUAAGCGAGGAAGCUCUGAAACAACGGUUACCACAAUUGGCGUGGGGUUUGGCUAGACAGGGUGGCCCAAGCGCUGCUCAAUUGGCCAGAAUCGCGAUGCUCAGACUUAGACCUGCUCUUCUUCUCGAGCAACUCUUACAACCGCAGUGUCUCGAAGCAAGAAACGCCAAAACUAGAGAAAACACUUUACAAUUGUUAAUCUUCUCAUUGGUGACGUUUCCGAGUACGGAAUUUAAAGUAGACACCGUGGCUAACAAAAUUGCUAAAAUGGUGAGGGAUCGUCGACGAAGAGUGCGACAGGCCGCGCUCGAUACUUUGGCAGUUUUGGCACAGAUCUACGAGCCCGAGGAAGUGAUUGCAGCAGGAAAGCGAGCAUCGGAAGGUCAUCACGAUGGCGGCGCAAUGAUGUCCGCUAUCAGAGCUCGUCUAGCGCGGAAAUCAUUACCCUUGGUCUCUGCCGAUGGUCUAGUGAUGUACGGUUUGCAAAUUUCUCCCACCGUACAAAUAGCUACAGGACCUGAUGUCGAUUGGAUUGUAGCGGGAAGUGGUUCGGUUUCGUCCGGCGUCGGCCGUACCAAAGGCAAAAUUAUAGCGACGAGGUCGGAAAAAGAAAGAUUUGUAAGAGAUGAGAAGAAUGCAAAUUAUCGAGAGAAUCCGUGGGGCGAUAGACCGAAUUUCGUUGCGCUUGGAGUUGGUAUGCGUUUUAAAUCGGAGCAACCAGUAGUAUGGCAAAUGGUUCCAACGCAAAAUCAGGAUGUGCAAUGUGAAAGUGAAAUGGGCAUUCGUAAUGAUGAAAGUUUCAAUUCGGAUUUAAAAUCGCGAAAUCAAACAAAAAUUCCGACAAACACGAGAGAGUCUACGAAUUAUCGUAGUGUUGUAGAAAAUAAUUUUGAUCGAAAACAGGAAAACCACAACAAAACAGAAUCUAGAAUUCCCGUGCUUUACACCAAGGAGUGUGGACCAAAGCCGGCCGCGCAUAGUCUCGUGAUGGAUAAAUCUAAUAAUUCGGAGGUGAUCAAUGUUAACUUAAAGAGGCGAUUAAGAAACACCAGAGAAAAUUCGAAGGACCGUGGAGGCUCACAGGAAGAGACUAGAAGCUCUGAGGCUGAGUAUCAUCCAAAAAGAAAAAAUCAGCAAGCAAAUGGUACAAAUACGCAGUACAAUAAUUAUCGUUCCAAGAAAAAUUUGGAUAAUGGAAAUGCAGAUCAUAAUAUGCGAGAAGAAUCGUCGAUACAGAAAGAACUUUCCAUCCCGGCCAAUGAGCCGCCGCAUUGGUGGGCGAAAAUGAUUUUCAAGUAUUGCGCGGGGCUAGAAGAGGACAAGGCCACUGUUUUGAGGAGCGGGGAACCGAACUCGGAGGAAAGAACUCGAGAUUUCAACGAGGAAUCAAGCGAUUCACGGCGACGGGAAUACAAGAUCGCGAACACUGUUCUUCGUUAUUGUUCGUGCGCCUUUCGAUGCAGACAACCGGUAGACAUCGGAAGAGAAGAAGAGGAUUCGAUAUCGACGAUCGUUACCACUAUCAACGCCACCCCUGUAAUCCCUUUGGCUUUGAACCAGAGCGACGAAACGAUAGAUAAGACGGUGAACGAGGAAGAGUACAAUGAGAAGAAUAAGAAUCAUUUUCUACCGGAUGAAAAUUUCGGCACGAAAACAAUGAAUUCGAUCGAAGUGAAAUAUGAAGUGGAUGAUUAUGAAUAUUCAUCAUCGGAUGCGUUAGAAAAUCAUUUUCACGAUACCGAACAAGAGGUGCAAAACAGUCGGGAUGACUGCGAUUACAGAUCGUCCACCCCUGAUAGACCAAACCCGGAUUCGGCAUUCGAUAUUAUUUCUGGUCAAUCGAGUCCACUCGCUCGGGAUACCGUUGAUUUUAUCAUUUCGUUGAGCCAGAAGGUCAAGACGGGAGCGAAUGCGACGAACGAUGACGAUGGGUCACGAGAGUGGAGCAGCGAAGAGGAACCAAAGUCAAAGAAUCAGAGCCGUGCACCAUCCAGAAGUUUGGGAGAGAACUACCUCGAAGAUAAUCGGAACGAGAGCGAAUUGAGCACCUCCGACGAAACCGGAAAAACGGAUGAGCCGCUGGAAGACGUACAAGAGAGAACCAUUAUAUCUUUUCUACCUGCGGGCGAGGACUUGCAAACGCCUGGCGAUAUGUCAAAUUCAGAUUUCGAGAAUACGGAGACGAUGUUGCCUUCGAAAAGAUCUGCUGGUUCGAGAAGAUCGAGCCGUUCGGCGAGUAGAAAUUCCGUCGAUUUUGAGACGAUGAAAUCUCCAAGACACAGUUCACGAAGUAGCUCGAGAAAAUUGAGCUUUGAGAUAGCAGCAAUUGACAAUAAGGAGUCCGACGAUUCUAGCGAAGAUAGAGUUGUUUCUUCUAUGCAAGUGCAAUGCGACAUUGAGAAGGUAACAUUUAGGUCUCGCAGGGAAUCGCUAGUAGAAGAGUCGCCCGCUAUAAUCAUCGCCUCCAGACCUCAUUCUUCCACCGAGGAUUCUGAUUGUAUUGAAAAUCACGAGGAAUCUACCAGUCAACCAACAGAGAACGAUAAUCCUCUAAGGUUCGUUAACCAGUCUACUGAAAAUAUCAGUUCAGAAGGACAAAACAAAGAUAGUUCCAGUGAGACGAACACGGAACCAGGAAUUUUGAAAAUUGAGCCUCAACCUACCGAACCGAUCGCUACCACCAAACGGAAACCUUCGAGAGUUCCUCGCGUUAUAGGUAGAUCUCGAAGCCGAGGAAAAGUAGAAAAAACUGAGAAGCUGAAACCCAUAGUACAACAAUGUUUUGCUCAACUUGAAGACAAAGACUGGGAGAUUACUGUGAAAGGGCUAAAAACGUUGAUGCAGAUUGCAAAACAACAAUCAGAAUAUUUAGACACGUACGCCGCGGGAAUAAUAUGCCGCCAUUUAGGUCGACUGAUAAAAAGUCUCCGAUCGCAGGUAGCGCGAACCGCCUGUCUUGCCGCCGGCGACAUUUUCGCUUCUCAAAUUCGUGGCAUAGACCAGGAUUUCGACGAUAUAGCCGCACCUCUGCUGCACAGAACGGCAGACACGAAUCGAUUCCUACGAGCGGAUUGUAACGCGGCCUUGGAUCGAAUGAUCGAACACCUUCCGCCUUUCAAAACAAUUACCAUCAUCGUACAACGUGGUGCUAGUCAUCAGAAUGCAAUAGUGAGAGCAGCUACAGCCAGAUUAUUAGCUUCUGUGGUCGAUCGAAUAGGACCAGAGCAGACUUUGAGUUUGCCAAGGGACGUCAGAGACAAGUUACUUUUUACCGGGGCGAAAUUAUUGAUGGAUGGAAAUUUGGACGCUAGAAAUCACGCGAAAAAGAUGUUUCGGCGUUUGGUGCAUCAUGAAGGAUUUAGGAAAGCCUUGGUAGACGCUGUGCCUGAUAAAACGUUGAGAGAUAUCGAGAAGAUUUUGAGAAGUCUUUAACCAAAGGACAAAAAGUACAUAACAUUUACUUAAUAUAAUAUGCUCGUCAUUCGGAUCUCGUUCAUUGCACGGGAGUCCGGUUUUCGUAAAAAAAAACUGAAGAAAGAUUGAGCUCCGAGCAGUGCGUUCGAUACAACUUUCGUGCAUGGGAUGAUGAGUACAUGGAAUACAAAACGACUCUUCUCAUUUUAACGAUAAGUAUAUUUUUUUCUCCAUGCAUGAACAUGUGUGCGCCUUUUUUUAUUUUGAUCUUUCAAAUACUGAAGAAAGUUCCGGCGAGGCGAGAUUACUCUGUUGACCGACUGAUUAAAACGUUACAUAACAUUUUGAUACUCCGAUGUACGUACACAAACGUACAUUCCUUUUUUAUACCAUUGUAUAUAUAAGCAGUGUAGUUAGAAGAUGGAUAAAGAGACAAACAGACAGCAUGUGUAUGAGAGAGAGGGAGAGAGAGACUUAAUUAUUAUGUAAAGCUGAUUUUUAGCAUUUUAUUUUUCCUAGUCGACGACGUUUUAUCGUGAUUGCCUUCUGUUAUCUUUUCGAUCAAAUUUAAAAGAGAACGAAAGUUUGGAACAUUUAAGGUCCUCCAUUCGACGAUGAGACAUGUAUAUUCAGAUCAAAUUUAUAAAAUCGAACGAAUUUUUAAUUAAUAUUCACAUUAUAUACAUAAUCUGUGCUCAAUUAUAAAAUGUAAGCAUUACAUCGAACAUAAAAAACUAAUGUAAAGCAAGAUCUAAUGAGUAAUUAAAUUUGUGCUGCUCAAUCUGUUAAUUGAACGAACAUAGUUUAUAGCAAUAAUUUGAGGUUUAUAUAAGCUUGAAAUUUUAUCGAUUCUAUUGAGGAUACAAAUUCUACGCGAGUUACGACAAAAAUUUAUACGAUACUUCAAUAAAUAUUAGUUAUAAAAAUGGUUUUAAUUAUUCAUGCAAUUAAGACAGGAAUUGUUUUAUGAAACUCAUGAACUCGAAUAAUCAUUCUUUAGACUCGUUUGUUAAUAAAAUAAAAUAUGUGAUACGUACAAAGUAGUCAAGUUGUAUCAAAGAAUCAUUCAUAAAAAAUGUGUAUUAAAAAAAUUCUUCGCUCCACCAACUCUUCUACCAAGAGUUGCAGGAAGGUGAUUAAUUAUUUUUCACAAAGAAAGGACUACAUUGCUAAUGGCAAUGAUUCCAUUUCAAGAAGCUACACAUUAUAAUUAUAAUAAAAUAUUUAUUUUCAUUUUUCAUGACAUCACUUACUGAAAAUGAUCUCUGAUUAGUAUAUCGAAAGUGAUAAUCGAGGGAAAAGUUCAAUUCAUUUGCCGUCCGUAUAAUAAAACAUGUAUAAAUAUAUUUUUUGAAUGGGUACCUGGAAUGAAGGUAUAAUAAAAUUUUUCAAAAGAUACUUGCUAUGAGAAAGGAGCAAAAUAUAUUGUGAAAAAUGCUUCUCCAACAUUUUUUGUAUUCGAAAAUGGCUCUUUUGGAUAUUUAAACAAUUAAUAUAUGCCGCCACUGAAAGCAAUGGUGUUGUUGAUUGUACAAUGAUAACUUUGUGUUUGCUGUUAAUAAAUGACUUUUUCAAUA